CGGAAGCCCACAAACGGUUCCAUUUUUGAAUGACAGUUACACUACGUGACCCUGACCGUUUCAUGAAUUUCAACGACUAAGAGAGGAGAUGGCCAACCGCUUCCACUGCAUGGAAUUUGCCGAGCCAGCACGAGCAGGUCAUCGCAUGAGACGUCAAGAGUCGUCCGUCUGAGUGUGCUGCAGCUAGUCAGUGCCAGUUUUGUGCUUCUUGGCGCUUUUGUCGUCUGUUGCGCUGCAUCGAGAGCUCUUUUUCUUAGCCUUUUUGUGCUUCUGGGCUUUCUUGUUUGUCUUGCUCAUCGCAGUCAGCACUCCCACCAGACGGUUCUGGUACGCAAAAUGCUGCAACAUCGUGAUCGACGCUGCCGCAGCAUCUUGAACGGGAGCUGCCACGACCUUUUGACGGACGAUGGGAAAGCCAAGCGUAUUGACAGCACGGCGAAGGGCUUCGUGAGUCGGCAGAACGCCUGACGUGUCGAGGCUCAAGAGCACUGCCACCGUCGCCACACAGUCCGCCUUGACAGUCUGUUCUGAGCUAGCGUACAUGGCUUCUACCAACGACGAGCUGCUCUCCUUGGCAUCGUUCGACUCGUCCAGAUCCAGCACGAUGGACGGUGCCACCGCCGUCGCUACCCACGCUGCCAACGACGCAUCGUCGCUUGAUUUUUUCGAGCUGUCCACUUGAACUUGCUUGACGAUCGCAUCCAAGAUUUGAAACUCCGUCGGCGCGGCUUGGUGGUUUUCAGCCAUCGACGUUACGAGAGUCGCUUGCUCAAACGUGUGCCUGGAACCAUCGACCAGCAAGAACGUAAGCGACGUCGUCAAGGCCGGGCACGUCGAACUUGCCAUGUCGUGGUCGUGGGAAUGCGGUGUGUCGAGAUCUCCCGACCCGAUAGACGAACGCAUGUAGUGCGACCGCCACAAGGUCGCGACUGUUACUCGAACCAUGGCCCACAACGCCGACUGACGAUUUGCCAGAGCCGACGAGACGUCGUCUUGGCGGAGAGGAACAGAGCACAACACAUGCAUAUGGGUUCGCAAACACGUCGGUGUAGUGGCGGCGGAGAGGACAGCGGCGUUCGGGCUGGCUGACGGUGCCGCGAUUUUACUUUGGUGGACGAGAGCAGGACCAAGGACCCCUUGGGCGUGAUGAAAUGCAACCACCGACAGGAUUUUGCUGGUGAAUUCCGGCACAGCGCCAAGGCGGAUGCCAGUCAAUGGAACUUUUUGAGCGGCGCAGACGCGGCGCAGCGUUGCGUUUUCGAAAGGAUGCAUGUCUCGGACGGCGCCAAGAAAGAGAACGACGUGGAGGUUCGGGUCACCCGCGGGGAGCGCGGGCGGGUCGAAGCACGGCAGCUCCGACUCGCACGACUCAUGAAGGUCUGUGAAAAUGGAUUCGAGUGGAGACGUCGAUGAAGUGGCGCGCGACGGCUUGUGCGCCGAUGUCCACUGAUGCCAUACUUGAACGAGCGACUUUUUGUUGGUCUUUCGCAAGACAACGUCGGGCUUGCUGUUGAGGCCAUUCUGGCGAAGAAAUUCGAUGGAGCAAUGCGCUUGGAUGUGUUCCAGAACUUGCCUCUUGCUGUCCAUGUGCUGAACGGCCGACGCGGCGGACGUGGACGCUCCAGUCUCUUGCACCCGCUCGACUCGACACGCCCAUGGCGAAUCAUACCGGUCCUUUGACACCGACGACGCAGAUGCCUUCCACGCAGAUACGACGUUUUGUUCCGUUGGAAGCACGCGGCACGACAAUGGGUUGGUCACACUCAUGUGGAUGCGGGCAAAGUCUUCGUCGUGAAGGAGGACAAGUUCCCGGCUGCUGCAAUGCGCAGACCACGGACCAUGGAGAAAAGAUGAAACACAUCGCACCAGUGCAUCACGACGGUUCCACCACUGACUCUCAUCGCGCGUUGGGCGGUACGACGCCGCGUCGCCGCCGCGUCCUUUGCACAGAAGCACGACUUUCACGUGGCACAUGCCGCUCCAAUCAACUACUAUUUGCAGGCCGUAUCCGGAUACCCACGUGUAACCGACAAUUCGAAUCAAAUUUCGGCGGCGACAGACAUGGAAGCAGCGGCUCUGUACGCAGGACGACUCCAUGGCCCCUUUGUUUAUCGUCGUGGCGAAAUAGAUUGAUGUAGG
This is a messenger RNA of Aphanomyces invadans, 2139 nucleotides long. RefSeq lists its product as hypothetical. The coding region runs from base 1656 to 2138 and encodes 160 amino acids. NCBI's taxonomy places the organism in Eukaryota, Oomycota, Saprolegniomycetes, Saprolegniales, Verrucalvaceae. The transcript has 2 exons. The record is from RefSeq and is a predicted model, not a curated record.